AUGGCCGAAACUAUCUUAGAAAGAAUAGCGUAUGAAAUGAAUAUAGAUCCAUUUGAAAUUCGUCUAAAAAACUUCGAUUCAAUUAAAUAUGAUGAGAUGAUAGGUAUGAUAACAAGAAUAAGAACAGAGUCUCAAUACGAUGAAAGGAGAGUUCUGGUUGAAAAAUUUAACAUAGACAAUCGCUGGAAAAAGCGUGGUCUAAAAGUCUCAUUUCUUAGAUGGAAUACGUCUCGACGUAAAUAUUUAGAUGUUAACUUAGACGUUUAUAAAGAUGAUGGGACAGUGGCUAUAACGCAUGGCGGUAUUGAAAUGGGUCAAGGAAUGAAUACAAGAGCUGUGCAAAUAUGCGCCAGUUUUUUGAAUAUACCUUUGGAUAAAAUUCAAAUAAAAUGCACUAACACUAUUAACGCACCGAACAAUAGCGAUACAGAGUCGAGUGUGACAUCACAAAAUGUAGGUAGAGGCGUACGUAGAUGCUGUGAAGAACUCUUGACACGAUUAGAGCCAGCAAAAAAACAGCUGCAUGACCCUACUUGGGUGGAACUUGUUCAAAAGGCUUAUGCCAUGAAUAUUGAUUUGCAAGUACACGGUUUUGUAAGUCCUAAUGAUGAAGUAGACCAAACUAUUUAUGGAGUUACAGUCGCCGAAGUUGAAAUAGAUGUUUUAACAGGGGAAUGGGAAAUUUUGAGGGUCGAUUUAAUUGAAGAUGUUGGAAGAAGUAUUAAUCCGGAUCUGGAUGUUGGUCAAGUAAGUAAAUUAUUUUGA
Molecule: messenger RNA, 765 nt
Organism: Danaus plexippus (monarch butterfly)
Lineage: Eukaryota; Metazoa; Arthropoda; Insecta; Lepidoptera; Nymphalidae
Exons: 1
Coding region: 1-765 (254 amino acids)
Molecular function (GO): iron ion binding; oxidoreductase activity
Source: RefSeq, a predicted model, not a curated record